Messenger RNA from Ictalurus furcatus (blue catfish), 3511 nucleotides. RefSeq names its product proline dehydrogenase (oxidase) 1b (gene prodhb). The transcript is spliced from 14 exons. Gene Ontology annotation, cellular component: mitochondrion. Gene Ontology annotation, molecular function: FAD binding; proline dehydrogenase activity. Lineage: Eukaryota; Metazoa; Chordata; Actinopteri; Siluriformes; Ictaluridae. The record is from RefSeq and is a predicted model, not a curated record. The coding region runs from base 164 to 1963 and encodes 599 amino acids.
UACUCUGAGGGGUGUGUAAACAGAGGGCGGGGCUACAAACUUGUACAAGCCAGAGACAAGUGACACAGGGAGGCGUGUGUUUCGUGUGUGUGUUCAUUUAUUUAUUUAUUUAUUUUCUUUUCAUUUUUUUUCACUUUAGCAUCAACACACACCUCGGUGAGUAAUGUCCUACCGGAAACGUAUCCUCCUGGCGGGGCUUAACGGCCGUUUCAGAAGACUGCCGGUGUCGUGCUCGAGCCGGGCGGAAACCGUGCUCCAUCACAAAGCGCUCGUGCAUUUCCGCGGCGAGGAGCACGCGCGGGCCGGCAGUGAGAUCCGGGUUGACUUUGAGCAGACUAAAGAGGCCUACAAGAGCAAAGGCAGUGCGGAGCUGCUCAGAGGUCUGCUCGUCUUUAAACUCUGCUCCUAUGACUUCCUGGUGGAUAAAAAUAAGGAGAUAAUGGACCUGUGUAAGAAGCUGAUGGGUCAGGCACUGUUUGAGAAGCUGAUGAAAAUGACAUUCUACGGUCAGUUUGUGGCUGGAGAGGAUCACCAGUCCAUCAAACCGCUGAUUCAGAAGAACAGGGCCUUCGGAGUGGGAGCCGUGCUGGACUACAGCGUGGAGGAAGACCUCACGAAGGAAGAGGCUGAGACAAAAGAAAUGGAAUCAUGCGUGUCAGUGUCGGAAAAAGAAAACCCUGGCGAGGAUCAUCGGGAGAGGAAGUUCACAGCCCAUCGGAAGUUCGGUGAUCGCAGGGACGGCGUAACGAGUGCUCGCACGUAUUUCUACGCCGAUGAAGUCAAGUGUGACCAGCACAUGGAAACUUUUCUUAAGUGCAUCAAGGCGUCAGGUGGAAGUUCCGAGGACGGUUUCUCCGCCAUUAAGAUGACCGCACUGGGACGCCCACAGUUCCUGCUGCAAUUUUCCGAGGUGCUGGUGAAGUGGAAACAUUUCUUCAGUUUCCUAGCGGCGCAGCAGGGGAACGGCGGCCGCGAGGUCCUGGAGCGGAAACUGGACCUCGAGCAGCUGCAGACUUUUCUGACAAAGUUGGGAGCCAAAGGCGACAUUCAUGGCUGGUUCACGAACGAGAAGCUGUGCUCAUCAGGCACCAUCGACAUGCUGGACUGGAACAGUCUGAUCGACGAGAGGACCAAGAUAUCCGAUCUUCUCAUGGUGCCCAACCUCGAGACAGGCCACCUGGAGCAUCUGCUGAAGAAAUUCACUGAGGAAGAGGAGAAGCAGAUGAAGAGGAUGCUUCAGAGACUCGAUGUUCUUGCUAAACAUGCGGUGGAGAACAGCGUGAGGCUGAUGGUGGAUGCAGAACAGACGUAUUUCCAACCCGCCAUCUCCCGCCUGACUUUGGAGAUGCAGCGCUUAUUUAACCGAGAAAAACCGGUCAUCUUCAACACCUACCAGUGCUACCUGAAGGAAGCCUAUGAGAACGUAUGUGUAGACAUCGAGCUGUCGAGGAGAGAAGGCUGGUGUUUCGGAGCUAAGCUGGUACGGGGGGCGUACAUGCACCAAGAGAGGAGUCGAGCUCAGGAGGUCGGCUACGAAGAUCCCAUCAACCCGGACUACGAAUCCACGAGCCGGAUGUACCACAGGUGUUUGGACUACGUGCUGGAGGAGAUCGACAGGAACGGGAAGGCUAGCGUCAUGGUGGCGUCACACAAUAUAGACACUGUGAAACACACGAUCCAGAGGAUGAAUGAAAUGGGACUCGUACCAGCUGACAGGAAGGUGUAUUUCGGUCAGCUGCUCGGCAUGUGUGACCAGAUCAGCUUUCCGUUAGGUCAGGCAGGCUUCCCGGUGUACAAGUACGUACCGUACGGCCCGGUGAACGAGGUGAUCCCGUACCUGUCUCGGCGUGCUCAGGAGAACCGAGGCAUGAUGAAGGGAGCAAAGAUGGAGCGAGAUCUACUGUGGAAAGAGCUUAUACGCAGACUCACCAGCGGAGAACUGUUCCACACACCCUCUCUGUAAAAGACACACACUCUUGCUGUGCUCUACUGAGGAGACGUCCUCUAUCUUUGCCUUUGUAAGUCAGAUACCUACAGAGCCACUGAAUAAACUCCAGCAUCUCCGGGGAUUUAGGCACAUCUGUUUUUAUUCACCUCCUCUCUAUCCUGCCUCAUUUUCUCCAUUUCACAGAGAGGAGGAUCAUAAAUUCAGUCUACGAAAAAUAUAUAACAAUAUACACAAACAACAAUAAUGUAUACGGAAUUUUUUUCGUUUUCCUAAUUGUUUUAUGAUUAAAAAUUCCAGAGCGCAGUUCAGAUUUAAUUCAGCGAUUCACUUCCUGGUUUAGUUCUUGUUCUUCUUUUGAUAUUAAUCCCUCUGUCAUGUUGUCGUCGAUGGUGUCAGACUAAAUUUAGCGAUAUACCGGUACUCUACGUGGCACUGUGAAAUAAAUAAUAGUUCUAGGGAUGUGCCGUGGUAGGAAAAUAAUCAACAAUGGAGUGGCGUGGUUACAUUUGAAUUAUUUCGAAAAUAAUGGCGUGCAGUCCUGUGCAAAAGUUUCAGGCACUUAAAAUGGGUAUGCUUUCAAAAAUAGAAACACAAGCAGUUUAUAUUAAUCAAUUGACAAGGUAGAAAGUGUGUAAACAGAAGAAAAAUCUCGAUAUUUGCCGUGACCACUCUUGGUCUUUAAAAGUAGAUCAGUUCUCCUAGGUACGCUUGCGCACACAGUCAUGGAUUUGUAGGCUGUUAGUCCAGUGUAUGAUUAAACAGUUAUACCAAACAGGUGCUAAGGAUCAAUAAUAGAAUUUGUAGAUUGAAACACAAUCAUUACCUGAGACAGAAACAGCUGUGUAGGUGGAAUAAAACUGGGUGAGGAACAGCCAUGAUCUACUAACAUGGUGAGGUUGCUGAAGAUCUAAAAUAAUAAUAAUAAUAAUAAUAAUAAUAAUAAUAAUAAUAAAACUAUGGCAAGACUGAGCACAGCAACAAGACCCAAGGUGGCCUUACUUCAUCAGCAAGAUCUCUCGCAGGCAGAAAUUUCAAGGCAGGCAGGUGUUUCCAGAUGUGCUGCCCAAACUCUUCUGCAGAAACAAAAAGAAACGGGGCGGCAGUGGUUGGCCAAGGAAACUCAGUGGAGCAGAUGAAAAGACACAUCAUGCUGACAUCAACCAAACCGUGACAGAAACCAGUGGGACCCCUGGUACACCCAUUAACAGAUGUUUGUGGAAGUGCAUCAUGGCAUGAACAAGAAGGAUUUCUGAGGAUCUCAGAAAAAGUGUUGUUGAUGCUCAUCAGACUGGGGGGUGGGGACCCCGAGUGGUCACACCAAAUAUUGAUUAGGUUUUUGAUUAAGUUUACACAGUUUGUAUGACGUUCAUUGAUAAAUACCAACAAUUAUAAUCCGUACUUUUUUUUGAAAGCAUCCUCACUUUACUGCAUUUUGUCACAAAACUUUUGUACAGUACUAGAACAUUUUAUCCGUCUAUAGUUACAUUUUAUGCUGUGGAUGUUGUGUGAAACAAUUUACUUCCUCGUAUCACUUACGUUACAGCAGUUUAAAAAAAAACAAAA